Molecule: messenger RNA, 956 nt
Organism: Lactuca saligna
Lineage: Eukaryota; Viridiplantae; Streptophyta; Magnoliopsida; Asterales; Asteraceae
Source: the annotation of a GenBank genome assembly
CUGUUAAUUAUCAAAGAAAGUUUUUGAACAACUUCUGAAUUAAAGUUACAAACUUUGCCACCUCAAUCCUAGUUCAUUGAAACUCCACGUGGACAUUUCAAGACCCACAAAUAUAAUCAGAGUAUCUCAAGAAUUACAUAAAUGAAUUUCGUUAUUCGUGGAACUGUAAGUAACAGAAAUGGCGCUCAUUCCUCCUGCAGCUCCUACUCUUGCAGCUAGCAGCGCACGGCUUAGCAUGCUACCUCCCAUCGUACGCGUUAGAAUCGCCAGUCGCCGCCGAUCUGUAUUUCUAGCCAACUUAUCUUCUCCGCUGCGCAGCGUCGAAGCGGUGGAUUGGGUGGAGGCGACAUCAAGCUUCUUCGAACAAGAUACCAGGCCUAUCAUGCUAUUUGACGGUGUCUGCAACUUAUGUAAUGGAGGCGUCAAGUUUGUACGUGAUAAUGACCGACAAAGGAGAAUAAGGUUUGAAGCCCUACAAAGCGAUGCAGGAAAGAAUCUACUACAGAGAUCUGGAAGAUCUCCUGAUGAUAUUUCAAGUGUUGUACUUGUAGAGAAGAACAGGUCAUAUAUUAAGUCAGAAGCUGUGUUGAAGAUCAUGGAGUACAUAGACUUGCCAUUUCCCCAACUAGCUUUCUUUCUUCAGUUUGUACCUUUAUUCAUUAGGGAUUUUGUGUAUGAAAACAUUGCGGAUAACCGUUACGCAGUAUUUGGUCGUUCAGAGUCCUGUGAAAUUUAAGUUUCGCACAUCUACAUUUUCCACCACAUCAAAUCCCCCAUGUCCCAAUGAUCCAAUGCUACACAAAAAGCUAUAUGCAUAUACUUACCUGGAUAAAGAUACUGGAGGGCUUGCAUGGGCCAUUGAAAUCCAUAGGCUUCAAAAAAAACGUCCUCCCUGCUGAGCGAAUUAGAGUACCGGUGAGUCGUCGGUUUUCCCGUUUCCUUUAGCGCCAUAUGCC